AUGAGCAACCACACAACAGUGACUGAAUUUAUUCUCCUGGGAUUCAGGGAUCAUCCAGAGCUACAGUGCCUUCUUUUUCUGGUGUUUCUAGUUGUCUAUAUGAUCACUGUGCUUGGCAAUCUUGGCAUGAUCCUAUUAAUCAAGACUGACCCACGUCUCCACACUCCAAUGUACUUUUUCCUCAGUAACUUGUCCCUUGUUGACUUUUGUUAUUCUUCUGUUGUUAGCCCUAAGAUGCUAGUGAAUUUGUGGGUGGAGAACCCAGUCAUUUCAUUUAAUGAAUGUGCCUCACAAUUCUUCUUUUUUGGUUCCUUUGCUGGCAUUGAGGGCUUCCUGUUGGCCGUGAUGGCCUAUGACCGUUACGUGGCCAUUUGCAAGCCUCUCCUUUACACAGUCACUAUGUCCCCCCAUCUUAACGUCCUCCUGGUGUUGGCCACAUACCUUGCAGGCUUUAUGAAUGCUGCCAUUCACACUGGCUUCACCUUCCAACUGUCUUUCUGCCACUCAAAUGUCAUCAACCACUUUUUCUGUGACACUCCACCCCUCCUGAAACUCUCUUGUUCUGAUACACAUGUCAAUGAGAUUGUCAUUUUUGCUUUUGCCAGUUUUAAUGAGCUGAGCUGCCUUGUGAUUAUUGUAAUUUCUUAUCUCUACGUCCUCAUUGCCAUCUUGAGGAUCCAUUCUGCUGAGGGGAGGCGCAAAGCCUUUUCCACCUGUGCUUCCCACUUGAUGGUGGUCACCAUCUUCUUUGGCACAAUCCUGUUCAUGUAUCUGCGCCCCAGCUCCAGCUACUCAAUGGACCAAGACAAAGUGGUAUCUGUGUUUUAUACAGUGGUCAUCCAAAUGUUGAAUCCUCUCAUCUACAGUCUGAGAAACAAGGAGGUCAAAGCUUCCUUAGGUAAAAUUUUUAAUGCAAUCUCUUUUUACUUUUGUACUUAG
Molecule: messenger RNA, 939 nt
Organism: Diceros bicornis minor
Lineage: Eukaryota; Metazoa; Chordata; Mammalia; Perissodactyla; Rhinocerotidae
Product: olfactory receptor 5AP2-like
Exons: 1
Coding region: 1-939 (312 amino acids)
Biological process (GO): sensory perception of smell; G protein-coupled receptor signaling pathway
Cellular component (GO): membrane
Molecular function (GO): olfactory receptor activity; odorant binding; G protein-coupled receptor activity
Source: RefSeq, a predicted model, not a curated record